This is a messenger RNA of Mercurialis annua (annual mercury), 1834 nucleotides long. Its product is annotated as E3 ubiquitin-protein ligase RHF2A. Gene Ontology annotation, molecular function: ubiquitin-protein transferase activity. The transcript has 9 exons. The record is from RefSeq and is a predicted model, not a curated record. Bases 239 to 1408 code for a protein of 389 amino acids. Lineage: Eukaryota; Viridiplantae; Streptophyta; Magnoliopsida; Malpighiales; Euphorbiaceae.
GUCCUGUUUUGACUCUCUCUCUCUCUCUCUCUCUCUCUCCCCAUUUCUCUGUUCGUUAUCGUAAUUAUCUCAUUUUAUGCUUCCCUAAAUUCUAGGGUUUGCCACGGAUCCAAUUUAUUUUUGCAAUUCUAUCUAAACAACUUAACCAACUCAAAAACACUCCAUCUUUUAUUACAAUUGAUGGCCACAUCUUGAUUCUCUGUCUUUACCCAUUAUCUGGAGCUUUUCCAAUUUCUUAAUGGAGGUUCUGGAGAUGGAGGAGGCCAAGAAAUCUGAGAUGCAUUUGGCAUCAGCUGCAGCUUUUGUGGAAGGAGGAAUUCAAGAGUCCUGCGAUGAUGCUUGCAGUAUUUGCCUUGAGGAUUUCUGUGAAAGCGAUCCUUCAACGGUGACUAAUUGCAAGCAUGAGUAUCACCUUCAGUGCAUUCUUGAAUGGUGCCAGAGAAGCUCCGAUUGCCCCAUGUGUUUGCAGACCAUCAGUCUAAAAGAUCCCUCAAGUCAAGAGUUGUUUGAGGCGGUUGAGCGAGAGAGGAAAUUCAGGGCUGCACCAUCAAGAACGGCAGCUAUAUUUCGCCAUCCUACACUUGGGGAUUUUGAGUUGCAACAUUUACCAGUUGGGGCUAGUGAUUCUGAUCUUGAAGAGCGUAUAAUCCAGCACCUGGCUGCAGCUGCUGCUAUGGGAAGGAGCCACCACUUUAGUAGGAGGGAGGGCCAUAGAAAUAGGCAACCUCCUCAUGGCCGUCCACACUUCCUGGUAUUUUCUACUCAUCCCAGCACACCAUCUGCUGGCCAUGUUUCAUCCUCUCCUCAGGUAGGAGAGGAAAAUGAACAAGCUGCUAGGAUUGUUGACAGUCCAUCAGCUCCACUUGCAUUUCAUGCGGAUGAACUACCACAAGAAUCUUUACAGUUUCCUUCUGCUGUAAUUGAUCAAAGUUCCUCCGCAUCUGGAUCUACCGUCAUUCCUACCAAUCGCCAAGGAGUUUCCUUUAAUAAUCGAAGCAGUAGUAGUCAUUCUUCACCAUCAAAUCAAGAUAGAGCAGGACCAUCAGAACUUCAAUCAUUUUCCGACUCUCUAAAAUCUAGACUAAAUGCAGUGUCUACGAGGUACAAAGAGAUCUCAAGAAGUACAAGAGGGUGGAAGGAGAGGCUGUUCUCUCGCAACAGUUCAAUGUCUGAAAUUGGUUCUGAAGUUAGAAGGGAAGUGAAUGCUGGAAUUGCAAGUGUAUCUCGUAUGAUGGAGCGCCUUGAAACCAGAGAUGAUAAUACUGCUAACCGUGUCUCUAUUUCAACUCAAACAGAUUAUUCAGUUGCUGAAAGGAGCAACCAGAACAAUACCAGUACACGCAGAGAUAGCCCUUUAGGUGAAACCAAUACAUCAGCUUCUGUUGCUGCAAGCUCGGCUUCUACUUAAAGUAGUCAAAGAUUGUUUAAUGGCAUCUAUCCUCAGCAUUUCAUCUUUGAAGGUUGUAGACACCGUUUCUCCAAAUAUGACAUGUUGAGGAAAGAUGCUUCAUAUGAUGGGGCGGAGAUGUGCAUCCUCCUGAUUCUGAAUAAGAGAGGUAAGACUAGAAUCGUUGAAAAACUUCCAUCUGGACAGAUAUAUGAAUACCCGGGUAUAUGUAUGUAAAUUUGUUUAUUGCACACAGAUUUGUUUCCUAGGCGCAAAAUUAGAAUUUAUAUUUUCCUUGGGAAAAAAAUGAACUUCUGCAUUUGAUCUAUGGAUGUGGAUGGUUUGGUCGCGGCACAAUGUGGAUAUUAGUAAUGUUUAUCUAAUCAUGUACCUAAAAUGAAUGGGAUGCGACGAAUAUCUUUAAGGAAAUUUCUUUGGUGUUUUCAA